CCUCAGAAAGAGGAAAAUUAGAUAAAGGCAUAGGAGCCGAGAGAGAGAGAGAGGGGAGGGAGGGAGGUUUUUAUCUUCUUCUUCUUCUUGUGCUUCUUCUUCUUCUUGGUCCGCCCAAAACCACAGCCAGAAGGGGCCUCAGAAGAUUCCUGGGCGAGAAAAUUACAUUCUCUGGAGUCUGUCUUGAACUGAAUGGCACUUCUGAAGCCUCCCGUCAACUUUGCGCUUAGACGAAUGGCCUCGCGUUUCCUCGCUCAACCUUCCUCGAUUCACUCCCACACCCUUUCUUUUUCCUUCUUUUCUGUCGCUCGUCCCUCGCUGCUCCUCAAGACCGGGACCAUUUUUCGGUUGAGAAGAGUGCCAAGUAGGUUAUGGACGCGAAUAGCAGCUUCACCAAGGGCUUUUAUGUCAUCGAGUACCGCAUCAGAAACUUUACAGGAAAGCACGAGGUCAAAUGCCUAUGGGUCUGAACAAAUUCAGGUACUGGAAGGUUUGGACCCUGUUAGGAAAAGACCAGGUAUGUACAUUGGAAGCACUGGACCUCGUGGUUUGCAUCACUUGGUUUAUGAAAUAUUGGACAAUGCUAUUGAUGAGGCACAAGCAGGAUUUGCUUCAAAGAUAGAUGUUAUCUUACAUGCAGACAAUUCAGUGAGCAUCACUGACGAUGGGCGUGGGAUCCCAACUGACUUGCAUCCGGUGACAAAAAAAUCUUCUCUGGAGACAGUGUUGACGGUUUUACAUGCAGGCGGCAAAUUUGGUGGUUCGAGUAGUGGUUACAGUGUCUCAGGUGGACUACAUGGUGUGGGACUGUCUGUUGUGAAUGCGCUGUCUGAGGCGUUAGAAGUUACUGUGUGGCGUGAGGGGAAGGAAUACAAACAGAAAUAUUCCCGUGGAAAGCCCAUAACAACUUUAAUGUGCCAUGAGGUUUCAGCGGAAUCAAAAGGUUUUCAAGGGACAUGCAUUAAGUUUUGGCCUGAUAAAGAAGUAUUUACUACUGAAAUUCAGUUUGAUUACAACACCAUAGCCGGGCGGAUUAGGGAGCUUGCGUUUUUGAACCCUGAGCUUACUAUUACACUUAAGAAAGAGGAUGCAGAUCCAGAAAAGUGCCAGUACAAUGAAUACUGCUUUGCUGGGGGAUUAGUUGAAUAUGUAAGAUGGCUAAAUACUGACAAGAAACCACUUCAUGAUAUUGUGGGUUUUAGAAAAGAAGCAGAUGGAAUCACAAUUGAUGUGGCUUUGCAAUGGUGUUCUGAUGCAUACUCUGAUACCAUGCUGGGAUAUGCUAAUAGCAUACGUACAAUUGAUGGUGGUACUCACAUAGAUGGCAUGAAGACUUCAUUAACAAGAACUCUCAACAAUCUUGGGAAAAAGUCAAAAAUUCUGAAGGAGAAGGAUGUUAGUUUGAGUGGAGAACAUGUAAGGGAGGGUUUGACAUGCAUAAUUUCGGUCAAAGUACCAAGUCCAGAGUUUGAAGGCCAAACUAAGACAAGGUUGGGAAAUCCGGAGGUGCGGAAGGUGGUUGAUCUAUCUGUUUUUGAAUUUCUUACGGAGUACCUGGAGUUGCAUCCAGACGUACUUGAUUCAAUCCUUUCCAAGUCCCUUAAUGCCCUAAAGGCAGCUCUUGCGGCAAAGAGGGCAAGGGAGUUGGUAAGACAAAAGAGUGUUUUAAGAUCCUCAUCUCUUCCUGGAAAGCUUGCUGAUUGUUCAGCCACAAAUCCUGAAGAAGCCGAAAUAUUCAUUGUUGAAGGGGAUUCAGCUGGUGGUAGUGCAAAACAAGGUCGUGACAGGCGCUUCCAGGCUGUUCUUCCAUUACGGGGUAAAAUUUUGAACAUCGAAAGAAGGGAUGAAGCAGCAAUGUACAAGAAUGAAGAGAUUCAAAAUCUUAUUCUAGGUCUAGGACUUGGAGUGAAGGGAGAAGAUUUUAAAAAGGAGUCUCUCCGUUACCAUAAAAUCAUAAUCUUGACUGACGCUGAUGUUGAUGGUGCUCACAUCCGAACUUUAUUAUUGACAUUUUUCUUUAGAUAUCAGAGGGCUUUAUUUGAGGAAGGCUGCAUUUAUGUUGGUGUCCCACCUUUAUACAAGGUUGAGAGGGGAAAGCAAGCCUACUAUUGCUAUGAUGAUGCAGAACUGAAACAACUACAAAGUUCAUUCCCUUCAAAUGCAUCAUAUAACAUUCAGAGAUUUAAAGGUUUGGGGGAAAUGAUGCCUGGACAGUUGUGGGAAACAACAUUAGAUCCUGAGAGAAGAUUGCUAAAGCAAUUAGUGAUUGAGGAUGCAGCAGAAGCCAAUGUUGUAUUCUCCUCUCUUAUGGGCACCCGGGUGGACGUGAGGAAGGAGCUUAUACAGAACGCUGCAGGCAUGAUCAAUGUUCGGCAUUUGGAUAUAUGAAAGGUAUCAUCAAUGUACUCGGGAGAAUUAACUUCAAAAUUGUAUUUUACAUGCGGAUCAGUUGUUACUUUUCCUCUCCAGGAGGCAAUCAAAUAUAGACAUAUGUUAGCUAUAUCUAUUCUUUAGUGCAGUCCAAUUCCUUUUGAAGUUUA
This is a messenger RNA of Diospyros lotus (date-plum), 2540 nucleotides long. RefSeq names its product DNA gyrase subunit B, chloroplastic/mitochondrial. Lineage: Eukaryota; Viridiplantae; Streptophyta; Magnoliopsida; Ericales; Ebenaceae. Bases 193 to 2388 code for a protein of 731 amino acids. Gene Ontology annotation, biological process: DNA topological change. The record is from RefSeq and is a predicted model, not a curated record. Gene Ontology annotation, molecular function: DNA binding; DNA topoisomerase type II (double strand cut, ATP-hydrolyzing) activity; ATP binding. Gene Ontology annotation, cellular component: chromosome. The transcript is spliced from 21 exons.